Trematomus bernacchii (emerald rockcod) is the source of this 3219-nucleotide messenger RNA. It is a transcript of the gene bap1, whose product is annotated as BRCA1 associated protein-1 (ubiquitin carboxy-terminal hydrolase). The transcript is spliced from 17 exons. Gene Ontology annotation, molecular function: cysteine-type deubiquitinase activity. Bases 144 to 2348 code for a protein of 734 amino acids. Gene Ontology annotation, biological process: ubiquitin-dependent protein catabolic process; protein deubiquitination. Lineage: Eukaryota; Metazoa; Chordata; Actinopteri; Perciformes; Nototheniidae. Gene Ontology annotation, cellular component: cytoplasm. The record is from RefSeq and is a predicted model, not a curated record.
AUUCUGUCUAUUGUGUUUAUCUUGAGCUCCACAGUUGUCUCGUGAAUGGAUACCGGAUUAUCGUUUAAGGUUAUUAUUACCCCUCUCUCGGACAUGGACUGGAAAACAUCGUAAAUAAUAGUCUGCUGUGCACAAAGAGGAAGAUGAACAAAGGCUGGCUGGAGCUGGAGAGUGAUCCAGGACUCUUCACUUUGCUGGUUGAAGAUUUUGGGGUCAAGGGUGUCCAAGUAGAGGAAAUCUAUGAUCUGCAAAGCAAGUGUCCAAGUCCUGUCUAUGGCUUCAUCUUCUUGUUCAAGUGGAUCGAGGAACGUCGAUCCAGGAGGAAAGUUAACACUUUGGUGGAUGAGACCUCUGUCAUUGACGAGGACAUUGUAAAUGAUAUGUUCUUUGCUCACCAGCUGAUACCAAACUCAUGUGCCACCCACGCUUUGUUGAGUGUGCUUCUGAACUGCAGUGGCGUUGAGCUCGGCACCACCAUUAGUCGCAUGAAGGCUUUCACCAAAGGCUUUAGUCCAGAGAGUAAAGGCUACGCAAUUGGAAAUGCCCCAGAGCUUGCCAGAGCACAUAACAGCCAUGCCAGACCGGAGCCCAGGCACUUACCGGAGAAACAGAAUGGGAUCAGUGCAGUGCGGACCAUGGAGGCCUUCCACUUCGUUAGCUAUGUGCCCAUCAAAGACCGCCUCUUUGAGCUCGAUGGACUAAAAGCUUACCCCAUUGAUCACGGGCCCUGGGGAGAGGAGGAGGAAUGGACCGAUAAAGCUCGGCGGGUCAUCAUGGAGAGGAUUGGACUGGCCACUGCCGGUGAGCCGUACCAUGACAUUCGCUUCAACCUGAUGGCAGUGGUGCCUGACCGCAGGAUGAAGUACGAGUCCAAACUUGAAAUUCUUAAGAGGAAUCGACAGACUGUUCUGGAGGGUCUGCAGAAGAUGAUCCGGCUCAAUCAGCCCGAUCUUGCACAAGACAAGAAGCAGCAGGAGGACGAUGGCACCGCUGCGAUCAAGAAAGAGUCAGAUGCAGAGCCAGUAACAUCCCAGGGGGCUGAUCCGGAUUCAGUUGAUGAGUCCGGAGCUCGGUCUAAAGAUGCUGCUAACCCUUCAAGAAACGCUAAGGUCAUGGGUAAACCUGCAGCUCCCUCAGGAGGAGGGGUCACCAGUCCCAACCCCGUCGCUCAGCGGCUGCCGGCCUUCCUGGACAACCACAACUAUGCCAAGUCUCCAAUGCAGGAAGAAGAGGAUCUUGCUGCUGUAGUUGGUCGCUCUCGAGUGGCAGUUCCCCCCAAACCCCCUUACACAGACGAUGAAGACGACGAUGCGGAUGAAGAGGAGGAAGUAACUGGUUCUGCAGGCACAACCAGGUUUAGACGGAAGGCAAGUCUGCGAUCACGACCAGUACGGGUAGUCACUGGGAUGGAGAGCCAGAUUGCCCUCACUGUAUUAGCUGAGAAACUGAAGAAGGAGGUCCAAAGGAAGGAUGCCCUUAACACACCCCUGUCUGUCCGCACAGAAGGGCGCACGGGGGGCAUUUGCAUCACAUCUGCUUCACAGCCGUCCCCCACACCCAGCAACGAAAGCACUGACACGGCCUCUGAGAUUGGCAGCGCCUUCAACUCCCCGCUGCGCUCACCCGCUCGCUCCCAGGCUGCCACGCGCCCAUCAAGUCCAGUCGCAUCCCAUCUGUCUCGUGUGCUGUUCGGAGAAGAUGAGAUGCUGAGGCUAGACUCCAGACACAACCGCGCUGUGAGAGAGCUGGGUCCCUCUGUCAGCGCUGCUCUGCUACAGCUGCAGGAGGACGGAGUCAUCUUCGCUCUCCCUCCAUCUGCAGAUCUGGCUUCUGAUGGAACAAAGCGGCCUUGCACCCCUGAGAAGAUAAAAGACAAAGUAAAAGCAGAGCUCUCCGCAGGAGACAAGGAAGGAGAUGAGGGGUCGUCUGUGGUGGUGAAGGAAGAGGGGAGCAAAGAUGGAGCAGAUGUAAAGCCUAGCAAGGAGAAGCUCAACGCUGCGGAAAUGGCUGCAGACAGCAAGCCCCCUGGGGAUAAGUACUCUCCUAAAGAGUUGCUUGCACUGCUCAAGUGUGUGGAGGCUGACAUUGCCAAUUAUGAGGUGUAUCUAAAGGAGGAAGUAGAAAAGAGAAAGAAAUACAAAAUUGAUGAUCAAAGGAGGACCCAUAAUUACGAUGAGUUCAUCUGCACCUUUAUAUCAAUGCUGGCCCAAGAAGGCAUGUUGGCCAGCCUUGUGGAGCAAAACAUUUCUGUGCGUCGACGGCAGGGAGUGAGUAUUGGCCGCUUGCACAAACAGAGGAAGCCUGAUCGCAGGAAACGCUCCCGACCGUACAAAGCCAAGCGCCAAUAACUACAAACAAUCAUAACUUCUAUAAGAAAGUAACUCUGUGAGCAAUCACCCCAGAGAAAAUGAAAUUGUUGCACUCCUGAAACUCUCAUAAAGGCCGUCUAGUGUUGUAUUUUAGCCAGACCCUCAUCUUCUUCAUCAAAUCGACCAUGUUACCAAGGUCAGUUAUUUUAUAAUUUAUGUAUAUACUGUAUGUACUACCAUUUUAAUCUCAAUGCAAAUGUUCUUCUUCUUGUGCCACUGCUUUUGACACUUGUAAAUAUGAUAAAAGGCAUGUUCCCAAUGGUGUAUCUGAAUGCUUUUUUUAUCCAUCAAAGUAUUCAUUGUUAUUGGAAGAUGAUCUCCAAAGUCCUAAAAUCCGCACAACUUCUUAUGUAACUACAAUUUGGUAAAAAUAAGACGAUAUUUCCUAAACUUUAUGCCAUACUAGAUUUCUUUAUGGUGCCAAUAAAGUACUGAAUGUUUUGAAAGAAAAAGGCCAUGUUUUAUCCAUCCCUAGCAUUUCAGUUAUAAUAUCCUCACUGUUGGUAAUUUACUAUACAACAUAAAAAGCAUAUUUUAUAUCACUUGUUUCAUGGACAAUUUUUAAACUGAAGAAGACGUCAUGAUGCAUUAAGGUUUAUUCUUUUCAUCGGAAUGUCCUUUAAACUGAGGCUUUCUAGCUGUGUCUAGAGGUCCUGUGAAUGAAAAAGAAGCUAUUGUUAUUUUUGUACCAGAAAUGGGAACUCAAAGUGAGUGAAUAGAAGUUGAAUGUGUGCACUUGUGUGUUUUUGUACAUAUGUAUCUGUUAAUUGGCUCACCUGUACACUGAGGUCAGUUGUUCUUUGUGCUUGCGAGUUCAUACUACAAUAAAGUCAAUGAAAAUAUCUUGCUA